Toxotes jaculatrix (banded archerfish) is the source of this 906-nucleotide messenger RNA. RefSeq names its product myeloid-associated differentiation marker-like. Gene Ontology annotation, cellular component: membrane. The transcript has a single exon. The record is from RefSeq and is a predicted model, not a curated record. The coding region runs from base 1 to 906 and encodes 301 amino acids. Lineage: Eukaryota; Metazoa; Chordata; Actinopteri; Toxotidae.
AUGCCUGUGAUUGUACUGGAGGCCAAAGACUUCACCAGUCCCCUGUUUUUGGUGCGGACAUGGGAAGUGUUAUCCACCUGUACCACCUUCAGUCUUGUGGCCUCGCUGGAGCCUUCGGAUAAAAAUCAAACUAACCAUCAAUCAAACAUCAACUCAUUUAGGAUCUUCUGCAUGUUCACCUGGUGCUUCUUCUUCACCCUUACUCUCCUCAUCCACAUUCUCAGCGUCAUACAGUUUCACAGCCUCAUCCCAAUAUCCUGGAAGAACCUGACCAUCACAGUGGCGGUGUUAGGCGCACUGAUGUGUCUCAGCGCCUCUGUAGUUUUCCCUUGGAUCAUCAUGGAUCACCCAAAGAGGUCACCACACUCCGUGGCAGCUGCUGUGGUCUCCUGUCUCACCUUCCUGGCUUAUACCUCAGAGUCCUACAUUCUUUGCACCCAAGCCCAUGAACAAAGAGGCUAUAUGGGCAGCAUGCCUGGUCUCCUCAAGACACUCCAGCUGUGGGGAGGUUGUCAGUUGAUACUCCUGGCUGUGGAGGCAGUCUGUGGACUGCCUAGUGGAGAACACAGCUGGCAGUCAUGGGUUUCCUGCAUGUCAUAUAGUAUCUGUGUCCUCAUGAGCCUAGUCACACUGGUGGUAAUUUUAGGUGACCUUGCGGGGCGAUGUCUCCUACCUUUUGACAGAUUUCUGGCUGGCUUCAGUCUGAUUGGGGUGUUGUUCUACAUGGUGGCCACAGUGAUUUGUUUUACCAAGGUUCUGAAACUGAGAGACCCUGGACAGAGCGUCCCAAAUAGAAGUGCGCCGCUGGUUAUCAUGGAAACAGUUGUUGCCAGUAUUACACUGUUAGCUUACACAGUGGACCUUGCCUUCUCCAUCAAACUGUUGUGUGACAGGAGUCAUUCAUGA